This is a messenger RNA of Micromonas commoda, 1788 nucleotides long. RefSeq lists its product with no specific name. NCBI's taxonomy places the organism in Eukaryota, Viridiplantae, Chlorophyta, Mamiellophyceae, Mamiellales, Mamiellaceae. The record is from RefSeq and is a predicted model, not a curated record. The transcript has a single exon. The coding region runs from base 1 to 1788 and encodes 595 amino acids.
AUGCACUCCGUGCCCUCAUCGGUAUGGCACGGCAUCCCCGCGCCCCGGUCAGAGCACAGCGACGACGGCACGUCCCGCUCCGGAUCGGUCUGGGCGGGGAACGCGUACCUGGAUUCGUCCGUGCACGGAACCACCGCGGGCCCCCGCAGGUCCGACUCGUGGCGCGCGCGCGUGGCCGCCGGCGGCGGCGACGGCGUCGACAUCGAGGCCAUCGCGGGUAUCGCGGCGGUUGAUAUCGCGCUCGCCAGGGGCGAGGUCGCGCGCAUCGUCGCGCGCCAGCCCGCGCGGCGCGUCGGUCGCUCCAACACCAACACCACCGCCACCGCCGACCACGACGAAGGCGAUCGUGGCGGCUUCGGCCAAGACGAAAGAGCGGCGAGCGUCACCGCCAAGAACCCCUACAGGGACGCCAUCGUGAACGCGCUGGGCCACCUCGCUAAGGACGCGGGCGGCAUCGCGUGGAUCGAGGUGUGGGCGCGCGACGACGAGGACUCCGACGAGCUCCACCUGCAAACCUCGUGGCUCAACCGCGGCGGUCGGAUGGUCGCGCCGCCCGCGCUGGCGAGGGCGCUCAAAACCCCGGCGCAGCCGUGCGCCCCGGGCGUCCGCCUUCCCGGCACGCUCUUCGCCCUGGGCACCGGUUCACCCGCCACGCUCGGGUCGCCGGUGCACUGGCGCCCGCUCGCGGAGCUCGCGGCUAACCCCGACGUGCAACACGACGAUUUCGUGCGAAGGCUCGAGGAGGCGCUCCCCGGCGCGAGCGCGUGCGGCGUCGUCACGCGCGACGCGAGCGUGAUGCUGCUGAUGGUGACGAUGCCACCGGAACGAUGGGACGUCCGCGCGCCGCCGCCGCCGUGCGAGGGGACGGCGACGGCGGCGCCGAUGCUUCGCGCGGGGGCGGAGGCGGUGGCUGGGAUGUUAUGGAUGGGUCGCGCGAGGCUGGCGCACGUGGCGGGUAGGCGCGCGAGGGCGGCGCGCGCGUGGAGCGCCCUCCGCGCGCUCGCGAGGACCCGCGCGCUGCGAAACAUGGUCGUGACGGCGCAGUACACGUUCGCGGCGGGGCUGCUCGAGCCCGAACGCGCCGAAAGCUCAAAGGCGACUGACGAUUCGCGGGGGCGAGGGGGCGACUUCGGCGCGCAAAAAAUAUCGCCAAAUUCGCCAAAUUCGCCAGCCGUGACCUCCGCGAUGAGAUCUUACGUGCUCAAGGUGUGGAACAAGUGCAAGGGCGCGGGGGGCGUGCCGAUGCCGAGGGACAACUGGGAGAAGACGGCGUACACCUUCGCGUACGUCUUCGUCACCCUCGUCGCGUUCAGCGCGAUGGACGAGUACGCGGUGCGACGAGGCACCGACGGCGCUCACACGAUCCUGCUCGGGUCCAUGGGCGCGCUGUGCACGCUGAUGUACAGCGCCCCGGCGUCGCCGCUGACGCAGCCGAGGAACGUGCUGUUCGGGCACGUCGCCGCCGCGGUCGUCGGCGCGGCGGUCAACGCGAUCACCGCGGACGACGGAGGUUUGGGCAGCGGCGGCGCGGGCGCGACGAGGGGGAUGCCCCGAUGGGUGGCAAAGGCGGUUGCGCCCGCGGUGGCGAUCGCCGCGCUGGGGCGGAUGGGGAUCACGCACCCGCCCGCCGGGGCGGUGAGCAUCAUCGCGGUGAGCGACAGGACGAUGAUCGAGCUCGGGUUCCGUGCGGUGUACCUGCCGGUGUUUGCCAUGGCGGCGCUGUCAAUCGCGUUCGCGGCGGUGCUCAACAACUCAAACUCGAAGCGGCAGUAUCCUAUGGUUUGGUAG